AUGGGAAAGAUUGUUAUUGUUUUCUUUGUUUCCUUGCUCUUUUUGUUAAUCACCUUCCCAAGUUGUGGCUCUGCAGCCAUAGCCAAAGCAAGUCCUUUGUCAAUAGGACAAACUCUGACCUCCCCUGGUGGAUCUUAUGAGCUAGGAUUCUUCAGUCCUAACAAUUCUAGGAAUCAGUAUGUUGGGGUCUGGUUCAAGAACAUCACUCCUCAGGUCGUUGUGUGGGUGGCUAACAGAGAUAAGCCAGUCACAAAAACCACGGCGAAUCUCAGUAUUAGCAGCAAUGGGAGCCUUAUCUUGCUUGAGGGAGAAGGUGAUCUCGUUUGGUCAAUAGAAGAAACUUUCUCAUCUAAUGAGGUUCGUGCUGAGCUAAAAGACAGCGGAAAUUUUGUCCUCGUUGAUGAAGUUUCCGCAAGAACUUUAUGGCAAAGUUUUGAGCAUCUUGGUGAUACUAUGCUACCUGAAUCAUCUGUCAUGUAUGAUGUUCCAAAUAACAAGAAACGUGUCUUAUCUUCUUGGAAAACUCCUACAGAUCCUUCACCUGGAGAAUUUGUAGCUGAGCUUACGACACAAGUGCCCCCACAAGGCUUUAUAAUGAGAGGAUCAAGGCCGUACUGGAGAGGCGGCCCAUGGGCACGGACAAGGUUCACUGGCACACCAGAAAUGGAUCAAUCACAUGUUAGCCAAUUCAGCAUUUCUCAAGAUGUAGCAGCUGGCACAGGGUUUUUGACUUAUUCGUUACAAAGAAACUCUAACCUGUCGUACACUACGCUAACAUCAGAGGGAUCGUUGAAGAUUCUUUGGAAUAAUGGCUCUGGUUGGGUUAAGGACUUUGAAGCCCCAGUAAGUUCAUGUGAGGUUUAUGAUACAUGUGGAACUUUCGGGCUAUGUGUGAGAUCUGAUCCCCCAAAGUGUGAAUGCUUGAAAGGCUUUAUGCCAAAAUCAGAUGAGGAGUGGAAUAGACGGAAUUGGACUGGGGGGUGUGCGAGAAGAACAGAUUUAUCUUGUCUUGUGAAUUCUUCUGCAAAAACACAAGGCAACGAUGUAGACGUCUUCGACAUUGUUGCAAAUGUAAAGCCUCCAGAUUUUUAUGAAUAUCUAAGCUUGAUCAAUGAAAAAGAGUGCCACCAGCGUUGUCUUGGAAACUGUUCUUGCACGGCAUUUGCCUAUAUAGAACAAAUUGGAUGCUUGGUGUGGAGUCGAGAGCUUGUCGAUGUAAUGCAGUUUUCUGCUGGAGGAGAAAAAAUUUCCAUUCGUCUUGCAAGUUCUGAGUUGGCUGGAAGCAAUCGAACCAAGAUUAUCGUAGCUAGCAUUGUCAGCAUUUUUGUUUUCAUGAUCUUGGUUUUUGCCUCUUAUUGGUUCUGGAGAUACAAAACGAAACAAAAUGACUCAACUCCUACAUCCAUGGAGACUUCACAAGAUGCAUGGAAGGAACAACUGAAACCACAAGAUGUAUAUUUCUUUGAGAUGCAAACCAUAUUAACCAUCACCGAUAACUUCAGCAUAGAAAAUAAGCUUGGUCAAGGUGGAUUUGGUCCAGUUUAUAAGGGAAAGCUAGAAGAUGGGAAGGAAAUAGCUAUAAAACGCCUAUCGAGUACCUCUGGACAGGGUUUAGAGGAGUUCAUGAAUGAAAUAAUACUCAUCUCGAAACUCCAACACAGAAACUUGGUUCGGCUUUUGGGAUGCUGCAUUGAAGGAGAAGAAAAGCUAUUGAUUUAUGAGUUCAUGUUGAACAAAAGCCUCAAUACCUUUAUCUUUGAUUCAACGAAAAAGAUUGAGCUUGAUUGGCCCAAGCGGUUUGAAAUCAUUCAAGGUAUUGCUUGUGGACUUCUCUAUCUUCACCGUGACUCAUGUCUCAGGGUUGUGCACCGAGAUUUGAAGGUCAGCAACAUCCUUUUAGACGAGGACAUGAACCCAAAAAUAUCAGAUUUUGGAUUGGCUCGGAUGUUUCAAGGAACCCAACAUCAAGCCAACACUCGCAGGGUUGCUGGAACUCUAGGAUACAUGUCCCCAGAGUACGCAUGGACAGGGAUGUUCUCUGAGAAAUCCGACAUCUAUGCAUUUGGAGUUCUGUUAUUGGAAAUCAUAACCGGGGAGAGGAUUUCAAGCUUCACCAUUGCAGAAGAAGGCAAAAGCCUACUCGAAUACACAUGGGAAUCUUGGUGCGAGAGUGGUGGAGCGGAUUUAUUGGAUCAAGAUAUUUCUAGUUCGAGUUCUCAAGUCGAAGUAGCGAGAUGUGUACAGAUUGGUUUGCUAUGUAUUCAACAACAAGCUGUGGAUAGACCAAACAUUGCACAAGUAGUUACAAUGCUUACUACAGAAAUGGAUCUUCCGGAACCAAAACAACCCGUUUUCGCAUUGCAGAUACAAGAGAGUGAUUCAGAUUCUAAGACUGUGUAUUCUGUGAAUGAUUUAACACAAACUGCUAUACUUGGUCGAUAA
Messenger RNA from Arabis nemorensis, 2442 nucleotides. The record is from the annotation of a GenBank genome assembly. Lineage: Eukaryota; Viridiplantae; Streptophyta; Magnoliopsida; Brassicales; Brassicaceae.